This is a messenger RNA of Cloeon dipterum, 3957 nucleotides long. RefSeq names its product phosphodiesterase 6 (gene Pde6). NCBI's taxonomy places the organism in Eukaryota, Metazoa, Arthropoda, Insecta, Ephemeroptera, Baetidae. Gene Ontology annotation, biological process: signal transduction. The coding region runs from base 217 to 3246 and encodes 1009 amino acids. The record is from RefSeq and is a predicted model, not a curated record. The transcript is spliced from 20 exons. Gene Ontology annotation, molecular function: 3',5'-cyclic-nucleotide phosphodiesterase activity; protein binding.
UCGUGGUGGCCCGGUGGCUGCUGGCAGGGUGGCUGCCUCUCGCGUGCUCUCUCUUUUGCUCGCUCGCUCGCUACCCCCGCGCCGCACCAGCCGCGACUUUUCCAGCAGCUUUUCCAGCAGCUGCGCCCGCCCGCGCUGCCAGUGCGGGCCUCGCCGCCAGCCAGACUCGAGUUUCGCCUUUUCAGCUGUCUUGGUCAAAAUGGAGCCUCUUGAAGUAUGAACGACGAGCGCGAGGAGGGCCGCGACCUCGAGAGGUAUUUGGAAGAGCACCCCGACUUUGUGCGCAACUGGAUCGCCGAGAAUGGCGACUCGAAGCUGCUGGCCACCCUGCUCGAGAAGCACCAGCAGCGGACCAGUCUCAACAACGGCUGCUCGGAUGACGAGGCGUCCGACGAGCAGCCGCCCGUCCGGCCCCUGCCCCGCAGCAAACGCAAUUCGGUGACGUCCGAACUCUUCCAGAUGCUCAUCACCUCGCCGCAGAGAAAAGGGUCCAGCGCUAAAAGUAUAAACAUGUGCGGAGAGUCGAACCCGUCCGCCUUGUCGAGACGCAACCUCGCGACCCUGGAUGAAAACGAGCUGUUCAUGGAGCUAAUCCGAGACGUGGCCAAUGAGCUCGACAUCAACGUGCUCUGCCACAAGAUCCUGGUCAACGUGGAGCUGCUCACGCACGCAGAUCGGGGCUCGCUGUUCCUGGCCAGAGGCCCUAGGGACGGCAGGUAUCUGGUGCCCAAACUGUUUGACGUCACCGUGGAAACAGACCUGGAGGAGGCGGUGCACAGAGCUCAGUUGGAGGAAAUCCGCAUUCCCUUCGGUCUGGGCAUCGCAGGCAGCGUGGCGCACACCAAAGAAGUGAUCAACAUCACAAACGCCUACGAGGACUCGCGCUUCAACGCCGAGAUUGACAUGAAGACGGGCUAUAAGACGGACGUGAUUUUAUGCUUGCCAAUUUGCAACUACGAGGGCGAGGUGAUCGGCGUGGCGCAGAUCAUCAACAAGACGGAUGGAUCCAAGGAAUUCACGCAGAGAGACGUCGAGGUGUUUCGGAGGUACUUGACGUUCUGCGGCAUUGGAAUUCAAAAUGCACAGCUUUUCGAGAUGUCGGUGCUUGAGUACCGUCGCAACCAGAUCCUUCUAAAUUUAGCCCGGAGCAUCUUCGAGGAGCAGAACAACCUGACAUGCCUGGUGUCCAAAAUAAUGAAGGAGGCGAGGGAUUUGCUCAAAUGCGAGCGCUGCACCGUAUUCCUGAAGGACCUGCCCGACUGCUCUGAGCCCAGCCACUUUGAGAACAUCUUGAUAGGACCGAGCUACUCCGAGAAGCAAGAGCCCAGCCAACCGCUGUGCAGACGAGAGAGCAAAAAUUUGACGGUUGAAGACGUUUAUCAGCACAAAGGCAUCCAGUUUCACACGGUGUUCGAGCUGAAGCUCAACGAGGACAUCGGUUCCGUGCACAGGCCGACGAUGAUGGAACUCUGCAAUUCGACCUUGGCACAGGUUGCCAAAUACGUCGCUGGCACAAAUCAGAUUUUGAACAUUGGCGACGUGUCCGCGUGGAUGAAGCAAGAAGUGAAGGAGGAAGACGGAUUUGUGACCAGAAGCAUCCUUUGCAUGCCUAUCGUGAAUGGGCAGAAGAGCGUCAUCGGUGUCGCCCAGAUGAUCAAUAAGACGAAUGGCACGCCGUUUAACGACAGCGAUGUUUCCAUAUUCGAGGCCUUUGCAAUUUUCUGCGGACUCGGCAUUCACAACACGCAGAUGUACGAAAACGCUUGUAAGCUGAUGGCCAAGCAAAAGGUUGCUCUCGAAUGCCUGUCAUACCACGCGGCCGCCUCGUGCGAAGACACGGAAAAGCUGAACAAAGAGCAAAUUCCGUCUGCUGAAAAGUUUAAUCUGUAUAGUUUCAAGUUUAUCGACUUCAGCCUGGAGGAGAACGACACGUGUCGGGCCUGCUUGCGGAUGUUCAUGGAGCUCAACCUGAUUAACCGUUUCCACAUUCCAUACCACGUGCUGUGCAGGUGGGUGCUGAGCGUUAAAAAGAACUACCGUCCGGUCAAGUACCACAACUGGAGACACGCGCUCAACGUCGGCCAGACCAUGUUUGCCAUGCUCAAAACUGGACGCAUGGAACAAUUCAUGAAGGAUCUCGAGAUUUUCGGACUGUUGGUUGCGUGCCUGUGUCACGACCUGGACCACCGAGGCACGAACAACUCUUUCCAGACAAAGACGGAAAGUCCCCUUGCAAUACUGUACACGACCAGCACCAUGGAGCACCACCACUUCGACCAGUGCGUCAUGAUCCUCAACAGCGAGGGCAACAACAUUUUCCAGGCUCUCUCUACUGAGGAUUACCGGAUCGUAAUGAAAGUGGUGGAAAACGCAAUUUUGUCCACCGACCUGGCCAUGUACUUCAAGAAACGAAGCAACUUUCUCGAGUUGGUGGAUAACGGCGAGUUUGACUGGCAGAGUGAAGAGAAAAAAGAGGUCUUGUGCGGAAUGAUGAUGACGGCGUGCGACGUGAGUGCCAUCUCCAAACCGUGGGAGAUCCAGCACAAGAUGGCCAAGUUGGUGGCAGACGAGUUCUUCGACCAGGGCGACCUGGAAAAAUUAAAACUCAAUGAGCAGCCAAUAGCUAUGAUGGACAGAGAGAGAAAAGACGAACUGCCCCAAAUGCAAGUGGGCUUUAUCGAUGUGAUUUGCAAGCCGUUAUACAAGGUUUUAUCCGACACAUUCCCGUGGAUGCUGCCUUUGUACGAGGGCUGCAUGGAGAACAGAAAGAACUGGCAGGAUUUGGCGGAAAAGGUGGAAAUGGGUCUCACGUGGAUCGACCACGACACUAUCGACAAGCCCAUCGAGGAGUUCGCUAAGUCGUUUGAGCCUGAGGAUAUUGAAUUUACUGUAACCACUUUACACCAAGAAAAGAAGCAAUUUUCCGAGCACCCAGGCCGUCUGUCGCGAAACUCGAAGCGGAACGGCGGGCACCGUUUCAGCAGCCUGCGCCACUACACAUUCAAAUCCAAAGACAAAUCUUUCGACAAGGGCACUUCAGCCAAGACGAGUCCACCAACCCCAACUAAAGAGUACAGUCCGCCGGAGUCUGAGUGCGCCAGGCCGGAGAAGACAAUCACAGAAGCAAGGGCCCAGUCGCCGGUGAGCUCGGCCAAAUCGGAGCAGUCGGCUGUAGAGACGAGAAAUGGAUGCGCCUCGCCGGCUGAGGUGCUCAAGAAGAAGAAGAAAAAGUGCAUCAUUAUGUGAGGAGCGGGACUCCGAGUAAUGUGUAGCAUUAAGAUUUGUGUUUGGUUUAAUGGUCGGUGUUCCCGAAAUUUAAUCAAGCUCAAAAUUAAUGAGAAAAAUGAAUCUCACGCGUGCUCCAAGGAAAUUAGUUAUUUUCUGCGAAAACAUUAAAUAAUAAUCUAGUCAAAGUGUGUAUAAGAUUUCCGAAGAUGCUGCAGUUGCUAAUUUUCAAUUUGAUAAAAGCGACCGAGAGAAAAUAUAUAUAUACCGACAAUAAUUUCAGGAUUAUUUGAUUUUCUGCAAAAAACCAAGCAGCUGCAGUAAUAUUUGCAAUGUAAACUUUGUAUAGUAGGUCACGGCCUAUAGUCGAUUAUUAAAUAAUAUUUUUAAAAACCAAAUAAAUAAAAUUAAGUCAAAUUUUUAAAAUGAUGACAAACCAUGUAUAUAAAUAAAUUCAAUGCCGCUUAAAUCGUCACACUUUAUAUUUUGUACUGAAAAAAAAUCACAACUGUUGUGCAUAAAAGCUGUACUAAAAUCAAGAAGUUGUAUGACAUCUAAAUUAAAAAGACUGUGUAGAUGUAAGGAAGACAAUGAUGUUCCAUGUUUCUCAAGCAUUAAUUCAAAAUUAACUUUUAAAAGAUAACACGAUGGAUCACUACCAAGUUUAGGCUUUUAAUGGCUACAGUUCAUGUAGGUGUUAAAAAAUAAAAUAAAUUUGUUGAAAGUAAAAUA